UUAGACUCCCUCGCAGUCGCAUUCGUUAGCCAUUCUUCGUUGCGGUGUGUCGGAGAUUUCGAUGCUAAGUUGAAAGCCUUUCUAGGAAGUUACUAUCUUGGCAGAAAUAAAGUGUCAAAGAAUGCACUGUUUGCGGAUGUAAUUAUAAAAAAUAGUGAUUUACAAUUACAUUUAAAGUUUCUUUAUGAGUGCCAGUUCAAUUACAGUGAUUAUUGAGGUGUUUGAGGCCGUGCCUCUAGUGCUGUGAAUAAGUGUAUCUUUUAGGCAGUGUUUGAAUUCUACAUCAACCGGUUUACCAGAAUCGUCAAACUGCUGCUCAUCUCGUCUGUCCGUCGUCAACUCAAGAACACUUCUUUUUCUGUGUCCGCGCGCCGAGUGAAGGUCGCUGGCCAGGCUUCUACUGAGCGUCCAUCACCUGGACCUCGCAGCGUUUCCUGACGCUUCUUUCUUUCAAGCUUCGUCCCCCAAAACCGCCAAGGUGUCUGGACAAAUGGAGCGCAGUGAGAGCAACCAGUUGGAGGCGGUGCCCAUACUGUGUCGAAACGGAUGCGGUUUCUUUGGGUCCUCCAACACAGACGGGCUCUGCUCCAAAUGUUACAAAGACCACCUCAAGAAGAAACAACAACCACUACCUCAGAGUAGCCCCAGCAGCAGUAGUACGCCCAGCACACCACCUCCAACACUAGCAUCCUCGAGGAACACUUCACCUCCUCCAUCGCCCCCACUGUCGUCCACAUCAUUAGCUGCCGUAGCAACGACGCUAGCCUCUUCCUCGUCCUCUCCUUCUGCAGCAUCCCAUUUGGCUACCUCCACAGCUCAGCCUACCGUCCCAUCUAUUUCCUCGGAGAGUUGUAACAACGAAGGCGGCGACGGAUGUGAAGGCAACUCUGCUUUGCCAGGACUUUGUCCCGGUGAUCUGAGCUCUGCUGCGGCUCUUGCGGCCUCGCCUCUCGACGCUGAACUGGAUUCCUCCAGUUCCUCUGACAAGGAGCCAGCCAAGAAGAAGAAAAACAAAUGCCAAUCUUGCAAGAAGAAAGUUGGACUCACAGGCUUCACUUGCCGCUGCGGAGGCCUAUUCUGUUCAGUUCAUCGCUACAGCAACGAGCAUCGCUGCACCUUCGACUAUCGGGAGCUUGGAGCUGAGGAAAUAAGGCGCAAUAACCCAGUAAUUAAGGGCGAGAAAAUACAGAAAAUAUGAGAAAUGCACUAGACUAUUUUAAGUGAUCAUUUAUAUUCAUGCUCAUGACCCCCCGUCUCUAGUUUUGUCAUCUCCAUGAUCGUAUGUUAUUCGUUUGUCUGCUUUUGGCUUGUCUGAAUUCCUCCUGUGAGUUGCAAUGUUUCUUCAAUAAAUUGUAGUUAAGUUGGGUUGGAGUCCUGUAUCCUUAACGUGGAUAGCGUUGUUUUCGCGGUUAAAUUUGGGUAUACUUUUCGACUAAUCAACGAUAACGAUGGAUAGAAUGCGUUUAUGAUGUUCUAGCUGUUCUAUUUUUCCGAGUAUUGGCAUGACUGAGUCUUAGAAAGAUAUGAUAAAGUCCUCGACGGCUCGGCUUUCAAAACCUAACACUACGGUUUGUUCAUGCUAAAUCUGAUGAGAACUAAUGCUGUGUAAUAGCUUUCAGAACGUCAUUUUGUGUAGAAUCGUGACUAGAAUCAUUUUGUAUAGUGGGGGCCUCGUGACUUUGGACUUGCUAAUAUCGACUCAAGUGGGAUUAAACUCUCGCGUAUAGAAUUUUCGUGUAUCCUCCGUAAAUUUGGUAAAGAUUAAGCCAUUUCAACGUCUGGAUCUCUGUAUCAGCUGAUCAAACGUUACGUAGUCCCAUAAUUUGACUGACUAUGAGCUUAAACAUUUUUUUCAUGGACGACAUCGUGCUGUACAUCUUGUCUGUUAUCAUAAUUGUUUGUGGUUUAUUACUAUGUCAGGCAAUGAUAUAUUUCUUCAAUUAAAUAUAGUGACCUAUGGCAGUCUAAUCACUGCUUGUGCCCAUUGGGGGGUUCUUGCUUCUUUCGUCCAGUGGUAAAUCAUCUCUCCAUCGCCAAGCAUAACGUUAGCACUCAUCUUCAUAGUCACGGUCAUCACUCGUAUGUUCAUUGCAGUCACUGAUGUCAUGUAUCAUCCUCGUCAUCAUUGAUAUCACCUCCACCAGCUUCACAAUUUCACCUCGUUGCCACCGCUAGCUUGUAGAAGAAAGCGUACGUUUAAUGAAGCUAUACCUUAUGAAUGCCUUGGCCAUAGGAUGUGUGUCGGUAGGUCUUAAGCUUCUUCAUUAAUGUAGUUCGUGUUUGUUAAACAUCGCCUCUUGAAUUCUUCAUGGCCAGAAAGUGGAACCUCUUAUUAGCGGUAAUUUUCGCUUUUGAAUAUUAUAUACUAAAGUUUUUAUUACUUCUCUUCAGUGUUUGAGUGUAGCUCCUCCAGCAACAUCGGAAGGAACUCUUUACUUCCGAAUUACGUUUCUUCGUGUUAAUCUUCCAUGCUACCUCUGUUUUUGAAUACCUGAAUUUUUGCAACUAGCUUUAAAUUACCAUCUUUCUUGGUAAUUUUACGUAAAGUUUGAUGUCCAGUACGUGGCAAAUUUGAAGAGUAUAUUCCUUAAAUUUUGAUUUAAUUUUCCAACGAUGCUCCAAUGCUAAAUGUCUCUUAAUUUUGAAAGUGUUAGAAGUCUGUUUUUCAAUAAAUGAACAUUUUUCCUAAAGCCGGCUCCGGGUAAUUUCUAAAUUCAGCAUUUUGAAUUUGUCCUAAUCCAGGGGUUUUACAAAUAUGCAUCGACUAUCGUCUAAUACUAAUAGUUUUCUUUUACUUAAUCAAUAAUAAUCUAACACCGUAUUUAGCAGGAAUCUUUCGUUGAUUAGCCAAACUAUGUGUAAAUAGUAGACGUCCAUUGCUUUAUUACUUCUCUUUCUUAAGUAUUCAUCUUGGUGAAUUGCGUACGUACAUGAUAGUUUCUUUUCAAAAGCUGGGGUGCCGUUGGACCUCUGUCGUUAUUCAUUUAAGCAAUGAGGACUUGUAAAUAAACAGAAUUGCGCGGGCACUGAUGUUACCGGCUAGCAGUCACAAGCUGCACGUCUUACUCGUGGCGGUCUGAGUACGGCAUGUAUUUUAGCUGGACAAUUUUCCGAACGUUACAAAUGAGAUGUCAUUCAGCAUUUGCUCUUUAAAAGACCCGAGGCCACUGUAACGGAAGUUCCCUGGUUUUCUUUUUCUUAGCUUUAGUUGUUUUUGUGUGUGUACAGUGAUUUUCUCGAGAUUUGCUUCGUGCAGCAAUCAAAGGGUCAGUGUGUCUGUAGAAAAAUUGAUUGAAAAGGUGCUGUUGCUUCGAUUUCGGGUUUAGUUUUUUUUUGAAGGUCUGUGUAGAUGUGCGUUCAUUUUGUAUGCUUGUCUGUAGCAUAAUUUAUGAGAUGUUUUCCCUUGUUAUGCUUGAUAUGUUGCAAUAGAAGAGGGAUGUCGGUUACCAGAGCACUAGAGCUUUUCCCUCCGUACGAUGUGGACUGGGUGACAUCAACGAAGUCGUAUUGAUUCUACAGCAAAGAUGAGCGUUUUUAGCGCCUUCUCUACUCUAUUCCGUUCUACUGUUGUAUUCGGGCUAUAAUUUCUUUCAAUUGGCCUGCCUUGCUAUGUACAACGUUCUUUAUUAUGGAAUCUUCCAACAAAUUAUCGCUGGUAUGAUUUUCGCAACAUCCGCGGGGGCAUUGUUAGCUAGAUGUCGGCAUCACGAGCAGUUUCAUUUGCUUAGUUUGAUAGUACAAUUCUACAAAACGCCAUCAACUUACUGGGUUCAAUUUGAGUAAAUGAUCCGACUGUCGUGUUAACAUACAUGAGUGACGUGUAUAUUAAUUUCGCCCUUUAUUGCCCUUUCCAUUACUAUCAUCUCUGUUAUUAUGAACUAUAAAAAUUUGUAGUAUGUUCGGGUGUGCUCAAUAAAUAUCGAGUACAGCUUCCUGUU
Hyalella azteca is the source of this 3938-nucleotide messenger RNA. RefSeq names its product zinc finger A20 and AN1 domain-containing stress-associated protein 9 (gene drn). Gene Ontology annotation, molecular function: DNA binding; zinc ion binding. NCBI's taxonomy places the organism in Eukaryota, Metazoa, Arthropoda, Malacostraca, Amphipoda, Hyalellidae. Bases 491 to 1198 code for a protein of 235 amino acids. The transcript is spliced from 6 exons. The record is from RefSeq and is a predicted model, not a curated record.